CAAAACCAAGUACCGAAAGUAGAAUUAUACUCUUUUACAACUUUAACAACAAAUAGCUCUUCUUUAAAAGAAAAGAUAACAAAAAACUCCGAAAAUGCGUCGCAUCUAUUCCACGAACUUACUAAAGCAUAUCGGCAUCGAAGACGAUAUGAUAACGGAAGAAAAACGACUUCAAUGCCCGACCGUAGGCGCCGAACAACCGACCGAAUUUCCAGAAGUAAUCAUUCAAACUGAAUUCUUAGAGUCCAGUCACUAUCACAUCGAGACCGCGCAGAAAUGGCUUGUGUUGAACGGCAAAAAUGGGCGACAACACAAAUUUCCGCUACAAACCAUCUUGCCCAAAGUGCAAAUGACGCGUACGGUGCCAGCGAAGCAUCUACCACGUGAUGUUGAAGUUGAUCGACGUCGGCGACAAAACAGUAAACUGGAUUUAUUGCAAAUGCUGGAUGAGGCCGGCAUAACCAACGGCGAUCUAAUGCCAACCGAAAUACUGUACUACAGCCUCUCCGAUAAUGUCUUCAAACACUUUCUACCAUUGAGUUUCUUUGAUGACUCGGACUAUGACACAAACUCACCGGAGGCGUGGUUGAGUUUAGGCAAAGUGGAGGAUGGCAUAUAUCCACUGCCAGCAAAAGCUUUCCUGCCAUACAGGCAAAGCCUAUUCGAUUAUAGGUGGCAAUAUGCCGCCGUUAGCGCUUACGAUAAGGAAACAUCUAAAUGGACUGUGCUGAACUUGGAUGAUGAGAUGUUAUAUGAAAUACCAAGUAUACAAAUUAUGUUUCUUGCGGAUAGUCCAAAAAUGUUUGUGCAACGCAUUCAAAAAGCGCAAAAUGAUCGUUGCUAUGCCGAGCGGGUGAUCAAAAUGGAGUCAAUCGUGGAUUGUGUGCUGAUGCAAGAUAUUGAAGAUCAGCGCUUUAUGCGUAACGAUCGUAUCGAUAAUCUGCUACAGAAGGUGAUCGGCAGAGCCGAUGAUAAAUUUCAAUAUCAAUUGCGCAUCGAAGUCUAUCUUGUGUUCGAACAUUUAAUGGCGUGUUAUGAGUUCGAAAAAUUCGUCAAACUCAUGCCGAAAGAGUUUCCCACCUUUGAUGACAAUCUCAUCGCGAAUUCCUUGCCACGCGCCUUCAAAUCGGUGGCGAAUAUUAAUGAAGCGCGUAGCUGUAAGAGCUUUCGUGUGAAUAUCAAAAAGUUACGUUACCUUUUAUUGCGCUCGACCAUAUUCUAUAUUGGCGCCGGCAUCGAGGCUAUGUGUAAUGUCGCCGUGCAGUGUCAGUAUAUUGAGACAUUAUCGAUUUUUUUGACCGGCUUUGUGAAACCCGUAGCGCUGAAUGAUUUCCUACAGUCACAGCAGUCGAAUAGCAAUAAUGUUGCGACAUAUUUGAAGAAUUUCUGGCCACAAAAGAUAUCGUCCGGCAUAACAUUGGUGCUGCGCGCACUCGGUAAAGGUUGGCUGGACAUCAGCCUCGAUAAGUGGAGCGUCUAUCAGAUGUGCAAGAUAUCACGUUUCAUAUUGCAGACGAAAUUUCGCAUGCAAGAAUCUAUGCAGGUGCUCUUAGAGAAAUCGAUCGAUACUUUUAGCGUAUAUUUGACGGAUCCAUGUUUGCAAUUCCUGAAACUACAAGCGGACUAUAAGUGGCACAAUAAUUACAUUGAGACGGAGUUUCCAUGUGAGAAACCCAUAUUUUUUCUAAUCAUCACCAUAUCGGAGGCUAGGAAGGUGGUUUACUCAACCACACCGGAAGAUUUUGCACCGCUGCUGACAGAUAUCUUCAAGAAGGCAUUGGAGAAGACUAGCGGUGUGCGCUGCAUUGAGGCUGAGACUUUGUUAAAUCUUAAAUUUGCUCCGAAUCUAUAUAUAGAGACGGUUGAGCUCAUUGAAGAUUUAUUCAUACAAUGGAAUGAUCUACUGGGUCGUUGUUAUAAUCAAGCCGUACUACCGCUAAAUUCCUACGCACGUCUUUAUGAACGCUUCAUCGAUUUCUAUCUGCUAAAUGUCAAUGAAUACAUGCGCGAAUACGAGUCAAUAAAACGUUCCUCGUCUGAGGUGAAAUACGACAUAUUGGAGCACAAACGUCAGAAAGAGGAAUUACGUGAGAUCUUACCAGCGUUCAUUACGAUCGGUCCGUUUCUGAUUAAUGUGGAUCUAAUGAAACAGCUGAUGAUUAAGAAACACACGGAAAUUGUACGCAAACUCUUCGAAUACUAUAUACAACGCAUGUGGGAUAUAAAUGAGACCAUUUUGGAGCAAUGCUUAAGCAUAUAUCAGAAGAUUACCGAUCGUCCGCAAAGCAUUGAACAUCUGUAUGAGAUACGCGACUUUGCCGCCACAGUGCCAGAUGUCGUCGAGCAGUUGCGUGCGGAUAUUCAAAUUAUGUGGUUGGAAUAUGAAAUGCUAGACAGCUUCUUCUAUAAUCUUAGUGAUACACAAUUCGCUAUGAAAUGGGAGGUUUACGCUUGGCCUCACACAAUUAUGCAGCGUUUGGGUACUUUGCGUGAGGAGCAAAAGAAUGAUAUCGAAGAGUUUCGACGCGUACAUUCCAGUGAGUGCAUUAGUUUUGAGGAACGUCUGGAGUCGUUGAACGAAGAAAUACAAGCCUUUUCCUUAAUAUUCGAACCGAAUAAGGUGACCGAGACAGCGGUGGAGGUCAAAAAAACCUGGAAGCAAAUACAAGAAUUGGAGAAACUCGGCAAAACACUACAGUAUCGUCAGAAACUUUUCGACCUAGAAGAUCUCUCAUUAGAAUUUCUCGAAAGUAUUAUAAGCGGUUUUACACCAUACCGUCAAUUGUGGCUAACUUGUUUGGACUUUCUGAAACUCGAAGAAGCGACCGUUGGCAAUCCAUUAGUCAAUAUUGAUUUGGAAGAUGUUUGGAAUUCCAUUCAAGAUAUACGAAAAUCGUUAAAUGAAACGUAUAAUAUUUUCACCGAAAAGCCCGAAAUACAGGAUGUAGCAAAAUUCUACUUGGCCAAAUGUGAUGAUUUUGUGCCAGUCUGGCAAUGCAUCGACUGGUUGAAGAAUGAGCAUUGGCUAUAUAUGCAUUGGCAAGAGCUCUCAACACGCAGUGGCAUGGAAAUUAAAUAUUCGGCUGCCAUGAAUUUUUCCUACCUUGUACGUAAAGGUAUAAUGGAAAACUUAAGUUUGGUGCAUGAGAUUUCGUCCAAAGCUGAGUACGAGGCAAACGAGUAUAGGAGGCAGCUGGAAGAAGAGGAGCGUCGUAAAGAGCAAGAAUUACAAGAACUAAUUAUGCGUAAAGCUCUGCGAAAAUGUCGUAGAGAUAUACUGUUAGAUGAACCUCAAGGCGAGGUGGAAAAGAAAGAAGGAGAGAAAGCUGAGUAAUUAACAGGCGUAACCCAGUACUUCAAAGGAAAAUGGCUAUGAGGUGAUAGGA
Molecule: messenger RNA, 3386 nt
Organism: Bactrocera neohumeralis
Lineage: Eukaryota; Metazoa; Arthropoda; Insecta; Diptera; Tephritidae
Gene: sac
Product: dynein axonemal heavy chain 1
Exons: 2
Coding region: 95-3334 (1079 amino acids)
Biological process (GO): microtubule-based movement
Cellular component (GO): dynein complex
Molecular function (GO): dynein light intermediate chain binding; minus-end-directed microtubule motor activity; dynein intermediate chain binding
Source: RefSeq, a predicted model, not a curated record